AUGGACGCCACCACCAGUCAGGACCCGCAAUCCCGAAAGGAAAAUGCACCCGUCUGCAAGCAAAUCGGCAGUGGAGCAUAUGGAGCCGUUUGGUCCGUCAUCGACCCGCGCACAAACCGAAAAAUGGCGCUGAAAACGAUGCCGCAUGUCUUCCUGAAUUUGCUGACGUGUAAAAGAGCGUACCGUGAAGUUCGAAUGCUGGCCAGUUUCUGUAAUGAUAAUAUCCUCGCCCUCAGCGACAUUCUUCACCCGAGGAAUCCGCAAAUGUUUCAGGACAUUUGGGUGCUGACCGAAAUGAUGGAAACGGAUUUGCACAAGAUAAUCAGCUCGAGGCAGGCUCUAUCCCUGGAACACACGAAGCUUUUUCUCUAUCAAACUUUGAGGGGUCUAAAAUACCUGCACUCGGCCAACAUCCUUCACCGCGACAUCAAACCUAGCAAUCUGCUCGUCAAUGGCAAUUGCCUGCUGAAAAUUUGCGAUUUUGGGCUGGCUCGAGUGUGGAAUUCGGCGACACAUCAGAACAUGAGCCAUGAGGUCGUCACGAUGUACUACCGAGCCCCGGAGCUUUUGAUGGGCGCCAGAAGUUACACGGGCGCCGUGGAUAUUUGGUCUGUCGGCUGUAUCUUCGGGGAAUUAGCUUUUCGCAAGAUUUUCUUCCAAGCGGACACGCCGUAUCAGCAGCUUCACAAAAUCAUCGAAUUCCUCGGAAGCCCCGGCGCCGAUGCUCUAAAAUACGCGAACGAGGCUACAAGAAACUAUUUGACGCGCCAGGCACCAAAGCCCUCCCAAAUCGAAGGAUUUCGAGUGCACGCCGAGCCGAUUAUCACCGACGUCGGGCUUGAUUUGUUGCUGCGGUUAUUGAUGUUUAACCCGGACCAUCGGCUGUCCGUCGAACAGGCCCUCCAUCACCCGUUUCUCAUCGACGGCCGAACGAAUUUUCACACGAACCUCUGCAGCUGCUGCACGACGGCCGACGGAGUUCGAUAUUUCACGGCACCCAACAACCUCGACCCGGUGCACAAGGAACCGUUUGACCCGAGUUGGGAAACGGAAAUGGACCGCUACUCGAUGUUCGACUUUAGGAAUCAGCUUUAUCAGUUCAUCAUCACGCGACCCCACAUCGGCUCCGCGGCUUUGCCCGACGAUUUCCAGUGGCAAAACAUGGCCGUCCAUCAACCAAGCCAGAUGCACAUCCAA
Messenger RNA from Mesorhabditis spiculigera, 1197 nucleotides. The record is from the annotation of a GenBank genome assembly. Lineage: Eukaryota; Metazoa; Nematoda; Chromadorea; Rhabditida; Rhabditidae.